AUGUUGACAUCAAUGCAAAGUUGUGUUGUCUCUUCACCUCUAUUAUUGCAAGCUAGCUGUACAAGUCAGACUCAAGGACGGAUUCAGCAUUUUAGACCAAACAUAGUUGGGAUGCAGCCCUUACCAUAUAGAAUUGCAAAAGGAAAACUUCGGACUGCAACUUUUCAAAGUUCAUCAUCUCGAUUCAAAUGUGGUGCUGCUAUGAAUGUUACAUGCUAUGCUGCUGGUGCAACCCAAACUGUAACCCGCGAUGCUCGGACAAUUACGGUUACUCCUGAGAAAGUGAAGAGCCCUAGACUUGAUGACAAUGGGCCUGGAUUACCACCUCGCGACGAUGAUGGCAACGGUGGUAAUGGAGGCGGUGGUGGCGGUAAUUUUUCAGGUGGACUAGCCCUUUUGGGUAUUCUUGGUAUCCUAGACAUUCUCAAAGACAUAGAGGGUGAAUUGCAACGCAAAGCCAAUGAUAGCAGAUUUGAUGAAGCUUGA
Molecule: messenger RNA, 486 nt
Organism: Lathyrus sativus (Indian pea)
Lineage: Eukaryota; Viridiplantae; Streptophyta; Magnoliopsida; Fabales; Fabaceae
Source: the annotation of a GenBank genome assembly